Messenger RNA from Pistacia vera, 687 nucleotides. RefSeq lists its product as uncharacterized. The transcript is spliced from 3 exons. Lineage: Eukaryota; Viridiplantae; Streptophyta; Magnoliopsida; Sapindales; Anacardiaceae. The coding region runs from base 1 to 687 and encodes 228 amino acids. The record is from RefSeq and is a predicted model, not a curated record.
AUGGCUGGUGUUGGAGAAACUGCGGCGGAUUGUAAGGACGGUGUUCUUUAUGGUGGCGAUGGUGGCAUCGCUGAUGGCAUCGUCGUUGCCAGUUCUGGUGGCGGUGUAUAUUCGAUGUGUGAUGCCCCGGCUCUCUCACAUGGUCCUUACCUUGGAACUGUGACACUCUGCUCUUUUGUUUCAAUUCUUCUUCUCUCAGUGAAGGCAUGCCUUUUUACUGUUAAUUCUCAGCUUGAGGCUGAAGCUUCUUCAUCCCUUUCAAGGCAAAGACUGCAUCUGAAGAAGUCAUGGGGAAUGCCAGUCUUGUUUCUUUCGUCUGUAGUUUUUGCCCUUGGCCACACUGUCGUAGCAUAUAGAACAAGUUGCAGAGCACGAAGGAAACUCCUGUUUCACCGUGUUGAUCCAGAAGCAGUUCUUUCAUGCAAAAAUGUUUUCUCUGGCUUCCAGAAAGUUCCAAGAUCUCCCACUCCCUCUGCAGGGAAAACCCCAAAGAGUGAUAGUGAGAUGAGGCGAAAGCCAUUAGGAACAGCUCGUGAUGAGGGGGAACUUCCUGUCAGAUUACUUGCUGACAUUGACAGCUUAUUUCUUACAUGCCAAGGCCUUACUGUCCAUUACAAGCUCUGUUUGCCUGGUUCACCCCCUCGUUCUUUAUCGUCAGCCACCUUUCACGAACCCAAUUCAAGAUGA